Talaromyces amestolkiae is the source of this 834-nucleotide messenger RNA. RefSeq lists its product as uncharacterized. The coding region runs from base 1 to 834 and encodes 277 amino acids. Lineage: Eukaryota; Fungi; Ascomycota; Eurotiomycetes; Eurotiales; Trichocomaceae. Gene Ontology annotation, cellular component: nucleus. Gene Ontology annotation, biological process: poly(A)+ mRNA export from nucleus. The transcript has a single exon. The record is from RefSeq and is a predicted model, not a curated record.
AUGGCAUCAGAAUACGAGAAGAAAACGGUAGCGCAGCUGCAAGAAAUACUCAAAGGCCGUGGUUUGACCACCAACGGUAAGAAAGCCGAGCUCAUUGCCCGUCUUCAGGAAGCCGAUAAAACAUCCAACGACACAAAAUCAACCGAAGCCAAGCCCGACGCUGCCGCAGAAGAUAUAAUCGACUGGGACGAUGAAGCGCCUGCUACCGAAGCACCCUUAAAGGAGGCCACACAAGCUUCGACAGAAGCCGGCGCUGCUACUAUUGCUGCUGGCGGGCAGGGACAAGUGCCUAACCCCGUGGCUGUCCCCAAUCAGACACUCGGAGAAGAUCCCGCAACCACUAACGAUCUCCAUGUUGAGGGUGUCCCCAAAGAACAGCCUGUAGUGGAGGAAAAGCCCCCGAUCGACUACAGCAUCGGACUUCAGCCAACAGAGAUUGAGGAAGAGUUGAGGAAACGCAAAGCCCGCGCGGAGAAAUUUGGCAUUGUCGCUGAAACUGGCUCAGAGACGACAGAGGCGGAGAAGGUUAUUGAGCGAGCAAAACGAUUUGGAACGGGUGCCUCCAGCGACCAGGGUGUGGGUGUUAACCGUCUGGACCAAGCCCUUCCAAAUGAGCGAGAACGCAAGCGCGGUAGAGGAAAUGAUCAAGGUGGUCGGGGAGGCAAGCGACGCAACAUCGGUGGUGGACACAAUGGUGGACGUAAUCGUCCCCAGAAUAACAACCGCAAGGGCACCAACCCAAGUGGUCGAAGCAACGCUCCUAAGCCCGUGUUUAGUGACAAGGAUAGAGCUGCGGCAGAAGCCAGAAAGAACCGGUUCACUACGGCUGCGUGA